AUGGCGGCGGCAGAGGUGCUGAAUCUACCGGACCUGCUGGAGCCCAUUCUGCAGCAUCCUCCUGCUUGCAACCUCUCCCAGCUGAAACGUGUCAACCUCACAUGGAAAAGAAUCAUCGAGACAUCCGCCGACCUGCGCCGUGCAACCUUCAUGGAGGCUGAUGGAAAAGUCAUCGCCAUGAAGACCGGCAUUAGCGAGCUCUGGGAUCACGAACGUAGGACCUGGGGCCCGGAGUAUCUGGUGCAGGAGGGAAAGAUUGUCAUGGCGCCGAUCUUUGAAGGACGGUCCCGAUACCCGCGCUAUUGCAGACCACGCCCUCUCGACCUAGAUGUCUUCACACAACAUGUUAUGAUUUUCGGGAACACUCUGGACGUCGACUUGUUUGUGCCGGCUUCCCUCCAUGGCAUGUUCAUCACCCAACCACCCAUCAACAUCAUCGAGGUGUGCAUCCAGCGCGACAUCCCACAGGCCUCCUUGACCCGCGCGCUGCUCCGCGAUGACAACGGCAUGACUCUCGGUCAUGUGGUCGACACGUUUCGGAGAAUGGGCCCAUCCUUGUCCGUCGUACAAAAGCCCUUUGCGACUGAGAAGAUGCUGCUAAUGAGUCGCUUCUGUUUUGUCGGUGAACAGCAUGAGGACCUGCCAGGCACUGACGGCGACUACGCUUUUGAUGACGACAGCAGCGAAACCGACUCCGACGACUAUCCGAUCUUCGAGUUCUACAAUUUCGACUUAGUGGAGCUAGCCAGGCGCAAAGAGAAGAUGAUGAGGAAGCAUCUUGGAGAACGGUACCACAGGAGCGCUGGUUUGAUGGGGGCUACAAUGUCAACUCCUGAAGGCAUCAUGGGUGUCAGCGGAUGGUAG
Molecule: messenger RNA, 864 nt
Organism: Saxophila tyrrhenica
Lineage: Eukaryota; Fungi; Ascomycota; Dothideomycetes; Mycosphaerellales; Extremaceae
Exons: 1
Coding region: 1-864 (287 amino acids)
Source: RefSeq, a predicted model, not a curated record